Hippocampus zosterae (dwarf seahorse) is the source of this 707-nucleotide messenger RNA. It is a transcript of the gene ccl20b, whose product is annotated as chemokine (C-C motif) ligand 20b. Gene Ontology annotation, cellular component: extracellular region. The coding region runs from base 123 to 440 and encodes 105 amino acids. The record is from RefSeq and is a predicted model, not a curated record. The transcript has 4 exons. Gene Ontology annotation, molecular function: chemokine activity; CCR chemokine receptor binding. Gene Ontology annotation, biological process: cellular response to tumor necrosis factor; cellular response to type II interferon; neutrophil chemotaxis. NCBI's taxonomy places the organism in Eukaryota, Metazoa, Chordata, Actinopteri, Syngnathiformes, Syngnathidae.
GGGAAAGCCCGGCAAAGUGAGCAAUCCUAUUUAAAGGUGCGAGGUGGCCGCUCUCUGACACAUUUCCAACAAACACCCCUCAAGGCAACAAAAAAACGACGACCCCUGUCAGAAAAAGAAGCAUGGAAGGCCGCACCGUUUAUCUCCUCACUGCACUCCUCAUCCUCACCACCUUCACCACCAGCACGCAUUCAGCCAGCUGCUGUUUGAGGUACAUGAAGCGGAAGUUGCCAUGCCAAAAGGUGUCGGACUACAGCUUGCAGUCCAUUGGCAAGUCCUGUGACAUCAACGCUGUCAUCUUUCACCUCCCUGGAAGGUUUUUGUGCGCCAACCCCAUUGCGAGCUGGACCCAGCGAGUGAUGCAGUGUAUCGACGAGCGCAAGAGGAAGAGCGAAAAGGCCCUCAUCCAGCAAUCUGUCAACAGCAUAGCAGCAGCAUAAACUCGAACAUCUGCGUUUUGUUUUGUUCUCCAUUCAAUUGUGCUUCGAUACUUUUGAUUCGAUUUGAAGGCGAAUGUAAGCUCUGUUUUAUAAACAGCAAAGAGUAGUAUUGUAAAUACGUAUGUACGGCACGCGCUUUGGGAAGUUCUCGCAUUUUCAUUUUUUUAUGAUUGAUGUUGAAAGCACGACCCAUUGAGUUCUCAAAUGUAUCGCAGGUUGGGUUUGGUUGCCUGUUUUAUUUAUUAAAGAGUUUGCUUUUUAAUAUCA